UUUGGCGGGAGAGAGGAGAACUGGUCCGAGACGCGGCAAUCCCUUUGCCAGACCAGGAUCAACUGAACCGCAACUCAGCUGCGCCUAACCUGAUUACCUGGUAGUUUCUAUCAUGAAUAGGCUGAGAGAACACCGUCGAUUUCCUUAUAAUGCGACUAGCAUGACGUCCUUGCCAGACAAAGCUCUAAAGUCCUCACCAUCCUGCAUGUCGUCAGCCGCUCUGAGCUGCUGACAUGGCGAGCCCACCGGGCGAGGCGACGCCGUUUUUGCUGCAGCAAGGCUCGCCUGCUGCCGGAUCCGCGGGUCUUGUCACGUCGCCUGGAUACCGCACGUUUCAGAGGCCGCCAAGUACAGCGGUGAGGCAGCUGUUCUCCACCACCACAACUGCCAGCGCCACCACCACCCCGACUGCUGCUCCCUCUGCCGCUCCCCCUGCUGCCCCCCCUGCUGGCCCCCCUGCUGCUCCUGCUGCUGCUCCCGCUGCCGGCCCCAGUGUUCCAUCACCCACUGCAGCUGAUGGCAGUGCUGCACCCAGUAGCAGCCACCAGCGCACCAGCAGAAACAAUGCCACCCGCACCACGGCCACCAGCACAACCAUCAGCAGCAGCACCCACGGCAGCAGCAGCAGGACAGUAGCUGCCAGUUCCAGCAGCAGCAGUAGCAGCAGGGGGGGGACCAGUGGCAGUAUCAUGAGCAGCCUUGCGGCCUUUCCGUCGAGUCUGGCUGUUGCUGCUGUCAGCACCUUCUCACCCUCACUCGCCACUGCGUUGUUUGGCGCUGGCAGAAGCAACUCCAUUCUCCCCACACUCUCCUUCUCCCCCUCCUCCUUCCCCGCCUCCCCUACCCUUCUCCCUGCGGACCUCACUUCCAUCCUUCCAUCCCUAUACGCCUCACUCAAUGCCUCCUCUUCCUCCUCUUCCUCCUCUUCCUCCUCCUCCUCCUCGUCCUCGGCCACCUCCUCGCUCUCCCGUCAUCCCUCUCUCGGCGUCCCCUCCACCUCUCGUCCCCCCACUGUCCCUCGUGCGCAGCCCCUGCACACGCUAGCCGGGGGCAGAAGGGCAUACGCGUCAGCAGCUGCCCCUGUAUCCGCACCACCAGCACCGUCAUAUGCUGCAGCAAGAGCGACAACGAUAGAAGACUCAGCAGCAGCAAGAACAGCAACAGUAGCAGCAGCAGCCGCGCCGCCGUUCGCACUUGCUUCCUCGCCCCCGCAGGCAUCAGAGCGCACACCUCUACUGUCGAGAGAGCGAGAGCGAGAGAGAGAACAGGAGCGAUUUCAAGAGCAAGAGCAGCAGCAGCACGCGAGUGUGGAUGGACAAGGCCGGGCUGGUCAGAGGAGGGGCGACGUGGGGCGUGUGGAGGGAAGGGUGGAGGAAGGAGAUGCGAUCAGCUCUCCAUUUCUCCGUGCAGCACCUCAGAAGCCCACGGCAUUGCUCCUCCGAAUGAUGUCACUCGCUCGAGAGGAGUGGCCGCUGCUCCUCGCUGCCUUGCUGCCUCUCCUCGUCUCCUCCCUCGCCACACUGGCUCUGUCGCACUAUGCGGGGCGGGUGGUGGCGCUGGUGAGUGGGGCGAGCAGGGGCAGCGAGGAGACAUGGAGGGCGUUCCUGGCGCAGCUCACAGAGACCGUCUUCCUCAUGGCCGCCUCCGUUGUGCUCGGUGCGGUGGGCACCAUGCUGCGUGCGUUUCUCUUCUCGUCCGCCAGUGAGCGAGUGGCAGCUCGCAUCAAGACCAACCUCUUCCGAUGCCUGCUCGCCCAGGACAUGGCGUUGUACGACAGUGGGAGUGUGGGCGAGGUGGUGAGGCGCCUCACGGACGACACGGGGCUGCUGAAGGGGGCCCUCACCACGGGCUCAUCAGAGGCGCUCAGAUCGCUUGCCACCGCCGCCGCCGGGUUGCUGCUCAUGGCAACCAUAUCGCCCACGCUCACAGGUGGGGGGGGGGAGACGGGGGAAUUGGGAGAAGUGUUUGGUGUUUGGCGAAUUGAGCAUGGGCAUGCUCUUGACUUGAGUGUGGGCGCUCACCAUUCGCCAUAAUCCUUUGCCAUAAUCAUUCGCCAAACCCAAUUCGCUAUAAUCCUUCCCCCUCAUCCUUGGGCAUGAUCAGUCGCCAUAUUCAUUCUACACAAGCCCGCACGCGCAGGGGGGAAAACCUCAAGGGGGAAAGCGCUCUAGGAAAUGUUCAAGCGCUGGUCAAUCUUCUGAAGGCAUCAACUUCAACAACAAAUCAAUGCCACAAAGGCCG
Molecule: messenger RNA, 2241 nt
Organism: Closterium sp. NIES-67
Lineage: Eukaryota; Viridiplantae; Streptophyta; Zygnematophyceae; Desmidiales; Closteriaceae
Source: the annotation of a GenBank genome assembly